GGGUACAAAGUUUGUAUACCUGUUCGGUAGGCCUAGAUCUAGAUUCUACCUUAUCUAUUAUAAUUUAUAUCUAUUAUAGGCCUAUAGAAAUCUAUAAUAGAUGUACCGAUACUAGAUAGAUUCUACUUCAUCUUUAGAGUCUAGAUCUAUAUUAGUUUUCGUAGGCUUGGAUAACAUUGAUUUCAUUGAUAGUCAAACUAGACUUGAUCUGUCUAUAUAGUAUAUUAGUAUAUUCUAUAUAUAAUAUAUACUUACACUAUUUUUUUACAAUGUCUUCUUCUCUUGCCAAACUUGCUGGUAAAGUUGCAGUUGUAACAGCAUCAACUGAAGGAAUUGGUUUUGCAAUUGCACGGCGACUUGCACAGGAUGGGGCCAAAGUUAUGAUUAGCAGUCGCAAGCAACAAAAUGUGGAUAAAGCUCUGAAGCAGUUGAAAAAGGAAAAUCUGAAUGUUGAAGGUUUGGUUUGCCAUGUCGCCAAACAAGAGGAUCGGCUCAAAUUACUCCAGGAGACCACCUCGAAAUUUGGAGGUGUGGAUAUUUUAGUUUCUAAUGCUGCAGUAAGCACACAUUUUGGACCAACAUUAAAUACAACAGAAGAAUCUUUUGAUAAGAUGUUUGAAAUUAAUGUGAAAUCCACAUUUAUGCUUUGCAAAGAAUUUGUUCCAGAAAUUGAGAAAAGAGGGUCUGGCUCAAUUAUUGUUGUUUCAUCUAUCGCUGGUUAUGCUCCAUUUGAAUUUAUAGGUGCGUACAGUAUAACAAAAACAGCUUUGCUGGGGUUAGUGAAGACACUGUCACCAGAGUUGGCUAGGAUAAACAUCAGAAUCAAUGGGAUUGCUCCAGGAAUCAUUGAUACUAAAUUUAGUCAAGCUUUAACAUCUAGCAAUGAUGCUGUUGAAUAUUCAAAAGCUAAGAUUCCAUUAGGAAGGUUUGGAGAACCAGAUGAGUGUUCUGGUAUAGUUUCCUUCCUUGCUUCUGAUGAUUCAUCGUACAUGACAGGUGAAAACAUUGUUAUUGCUGGAGGUGCACAAAGUAGAUUGUGAAACCAUAUGCCCAAGCUGUCUUUUUUGACUUAACAUAUUUAUUGAACAUUGUUUUAUCACAUGCAUAUAUGCACACAAACGAACUAUAUUUAUAAAACAUUAACACAAAAUCAAAUACUGCUGACUGUUAAUUUAAUUUUUAAUUGCUGGCUCUUUUUAUUAUGCUGAUGUUUUUAAUGUUAAUUAUUACUGUCUGGCUGAAAUAGGUGUAUGCUAAAAGUGUUAUGACUGGAUAUAUUUUUCAAUAAUAAAUUACAUUUUAAGUAUU
Molecule: messenger RNA, 1308 nt
Organism: Biomphalaria glabrata
Lineage: Eukaryota; Metazoa; Mollusca; Gastropoda; Planorbidae
Product: dehydrogenase/reductase SDR family member 4-like
Exons: 10
Coding region: 270-1040 (256 amino acids)
Molecular function (GO): carbonyl reductase (NADPH) activity
Source: RefSeq, a predicted model, not a curated record